AUGUCCUGUUCCUUUGCUCUUGAAGUUUGCCCUCGAAUUGCAGAGGUAGAGAUGUUGGUAGCGUCUCAUAUGACAACUGCUAUAGGUAUAUCUGACGAUCGUACGGAUAUUCUUUGCACAUAUCCUUCUGAUCCUAUCCUUGCAUCUGGAGCAUUAAAAGGAAUCAUCGAAGUUGGGUUUGAAAAUUGUUUAGAUACACUGUUGGAACGUGGAGUAGUUAAAGCAGGAGAAAGAGGAGAGCUUUUCAGUCGCAUUUUAUUCCUGGAAGCAUAUAUUCGUGCUGUGAGAAAAAAUCUGGUACCACCAAUUAUAUACUUGGAAAAGAUGAAUAUAGAUCAGGCGGAAAUUAGCUUUAACCACUGGACAUAUUUGUUAGCUUCCAAUAAACAGUAUGUGAAUCAAGGAGGACAGAAAUAUUUAUCGGAAAAUCUUAUUCGAGAAGCUUAUCACAGACACACAGCUUUCAAGAUGCCAUUAGGAUUUCCAUAUGAGGAUGUUCCUGUUCUAGUACAUCCUAAGUCUGCCUUUUAUAAGAAUUUUAAUGGUAUUAUUCUGGGUAUCAAUAUUGAUAUUGGUACUUUUAAUCCAAAAAUUCGUAAAAGAUUAUUUAAGUUACUUUUUACAUCUCCCUGGCCGCUUGAUCCUCGAUGGAGUAUGAUUAAUGUAGGCGUAAAGAAACAGCUAGAUAGAACGAACGCAAUAAAAUCGUUUUUACCACUUGUUUUUAAACAGGAGCAGUCUUUAGUUAAUAAAUGGCAUUUAUGA
This is a messenger RNA of Diversispora eburnea, 765 nucleotides long. The record is from the annotation of a GenBank genome assembly. Lineage: Eukaryota; Fungi; Glomeromycota; Glomeromycetes; Diversisporales; Diversisporaceae.